CACAAAUGGCGUCGUUUAAUGGCGAUGUGAAGUGAAUCCGUGUAUUUUUGCUUAUUUUUUAUAAAUUUGUGAAAAAUGUCGGACUCUGAGGGAAGUAAUUUUUCCGAUAAUGCCUCAGAGGCGGGCUCAGUUCGCUCGAGGAGUUCCAGAGGGAGCAGAUCGAGGUCGCCUUCUCGCUCCCGAUCCAGAUCGCGAUCCCGGUCAAAAUCUGGGAGUCGUUCGGCACGUUCUGGUUCCGAAGCUCGCGAGGCCUCCGAACCGGAAGAAGUGGAAGAAGAACAAGAGCCCGAAGGUGACUCUCUCGAUGAAUACGACAGUGAAGAAGACGAAAGCGAUUCUGGUCGUGCGAAAAAGAAGAAGAAGAAGGAUAGAUAUGGCGGUUUUAUUAUCGAUGAAGCUGAAGUAGAUGACGAAGUCGAAGAUGAAGAUGAUUGGGAAGAAGGAGCGCAAGAAAUCGGUAUUGUACCCAAUGAAGUUGACGAAUUUGGACCCACUGCACGUGAGAUCGAAGGAAGACGACGAGGAACAAAUCUUUGGGAUGCACAAAAAGAACACGAGAUUGAAGAAUACUUGAGGAAGAAGUAUGCUGACGAUAGUGCGGCGGCGAAACAUUUUGGAGAUGGUGGUGAAGAAAUGUCGGACGAGAUCACCCAACAGACGUUAUUACCGGGUGUUAAGGACCCGAAUUUGUGGAUGGUUAAAUGUCGCAUUGGUGAAGAAAAAGCAACGGCUUUACUUUUAAUGCGGAAAUAUUUGGCAUAUCAAAAUACUAGUGAACCUCUUCAGAUCAAAUCGGUUGUAGCACCGGAAGGUGUCAAAGGUUACAUCUAUAUUGAGGCUUAUAAACAGCCCCAUGUCAAAGCAGCCAUCGAAAAUGUGGGUAACUUGAGGAUGGGGAUUUGGAAACAACAAAUGGUGCCGAUUAAAGAAAUGACUGAUGUGUUACGAGUGGUUAAGGAACAGACAGGUUUAAAAUCCAAGCAAUGGGUCCGUUUAAAGCGAGGUCUCUACAAAGACGACAUUGCACAAGUCGACUACUUCGACAUGGCCCAAAACCAAGUUCACCUCAAACUCCUGCCUCGGAUCGACUACACUCGUCUACGCGGUGCUCUCCGCACCACCCAAUCCGAAUCCGAAGCAGAUAAACGCAAAAAGAAACGUCGUCCGCCUAGCAAACCAUUUGAUCCGGAAGCUAUCCGUUCCAUAGGUGGUGAAGUUACAUCCGAUGGUGAUUUUCUUAUUUUUGAAGGCAAUCGUUACUCGCGUAAAGGCUUCCUCUACAAGAAUUUUACAUUAAGCGCUGUAAUAAUCGAUGGUGUGAAACCGACUCUAGCAGAAUUGGAACGAUUCGAAGAACAACCUGAAGGUAUAGAUUUAGAAUUACCGACCGAGAAGGAGGACAAAGCCGUCACACAUUCGUUCAGCGCUGGUGAUAAUGUAGAAGUAUGCGAGGGUGAAUUAAUCAAUCUUCAAGGAAAAAUUAUUAGUAUUGACGGAGCGAUGAUAACGAUAAUGCCGAAACAUGAGGAUUUGAAGGAUCUACUUGUUUUUCAAGCUUCAGAAUUGAAGAAAUAUUUCAAAAUGGGAGAUCAUGUCAAGGUUCUGGCAGGUCGGUAUGAGGGUGAUACCGGAUUGGUUGUCAGAGUCGAGAAUAAUCGAGUUGUUUUAAUUUCUGAUUUGACGAUGCACGAAAUGGAGAUUUUACCGAAAGAUUUACAACUUUGUACGGAUAUGGCGAGUGGAGUGGAUUCGUUGGGGAAAUUCGAAUGGGGGGAUUUGGUCAAUUUGGAUGCGGAGACGGUGGGAGUGAUCGUCAGGUUGGAGAGGGAGAAUUUUCAUGUUCUCAAUAUGCACGGAAAAGUGGUCGAAUGCCGUCCCGGUUCGUUACAGAAACGUCGUUUGAACCGUUUCACAGCCGCCUUAGACUCCUACCGUAACAAUCUCCAUCGCAAAGACAUGGUGAAAGUAAUCGACGGUCCACAUUCUGGCUUUUCUGGCGAAAUCAAACACUUGUAUCGAAAUUUUGCAUUUUUACAUUCCGUUGAAUUUUUGCAAAACGGUGGAAUUUUCGUUUGCAAAACGAAACAUUUGCAACUUGCUGGUGGUAACAAAAGUGUUCCGAGUGCUGAUAUUUCAACUGGAAUGGAAUACAUGUCGCCGAGGAGGAGUUCACCGAUGCAUCCCUCCAGCGGUGGAGGAGGUUUAGGUGGAUUUGCCAGUCCUCGACCAGGUGGGGGUGGAGGAGGGGGAGGCGGUGGAGGUGGUCGAGGGAGAGUGUCACGUGAUCGGGAUAUUAUUGGUACUACUAUUAAAAUCACCAAAGGGCCUUAUAAGGGCAAUAUCGGAAUUGUCAAAGACGCUACACAAUCAACAGCAAGGAUCGAAUUGCACACCUCAUGUCAAACUAUUAGUGUCGACAGAAGUCAUAUUGCUGAUGUUGGUACACCCAGCCGAGAUGGCAGUAUUUCGAGUUAUGGAAGAACGCCUGCGUACACCGGAAGUCAGACUCCGUUGUAUCGUGACACCGGAAAUAAAACGCCAAUGUGCGAUUCCGGUUCUCGUACUCCAUUGCAUUAUGGUGGUUCGAUGACGCCGAUUCAUGAUGGUUCUAGGACACCGAACGCAUCCUCCGAGUGGGAUCCGACCGUUUCGAAUACGUAUCCGUCUCCGGGUUAUAAUCCGGGAACUCCGGGAUAUCAAAUGAACGGACCGUUUACUCCACAAACUCCAGGGACUAUUUAUGAUUCCACUUAUAGUCCGUAUCAGGCUAGUCCGGGUUAUCAGAGUGCUAUUUCGACUCCGAGCCCCGCGACCGGCUACGGCCAAUCACCUGCAAGCAACAACCCUUACAACACCCCGAGUUCCGGUUACAGCCCCAACAUGCCGUACAACCCUCAAACUCCUGGAGCCGGUCUCGAUGUACUUCCAAUGACCGAUUGGCAUACAAUCGAUAUCGAAGUACGAAUUAGAGACAGUCAUGACGAUCCAGGAUUAGUGGGUCAAACCGGAAUCAUUCGGAGCAUUUCCGGAGCCAUGUGUUCGAUUUUCUUACCGGAAGAAGAUCGAGUCGUUAAUAUUAUUUCGGAUCAUUUAGAACCAGUGCGACCACAACGAGGAGAUGCAUUCAAAGUAAUAAUUGGUGAGGAAAGGGAAGCAACCGGAGAGUUGCUUUCAAUUGAUUUGCAUGAAGGAGUGGUGAAAAUGAAGAACGAUAUAAAAAUGUUACCACUCCAGAAUUUAUGUAAAAUGAGAAAAGAUUUAUAAUUGUUUAUUCUCAUUAAAAUAUCUAGGAAGAAAAGAA
Tribolium madens (black flour beetle) is the source of this 3301-nucleotide messenger RNA. It is a transcript of the gene Spt5, whose product is annotated as transcription elongation factor SPT5. The record is from RefSeq and is a predicted model, not a curated record. The transcript is spliced from 9 exons. NCBI's taxonomy places the organism in Eukaryota, Metazoa, Arthropoda, Insecta, Coleoptera, Tenebrionidae. Gene Ontology annotation, molecular function: protein binding; mRNA binding. Gene Ontology annotation, cellular component: DSIF complex. The coding region runs from base 76 to 3264 and encodes 1062 amino acids. Gene Ontology annotation, biological process: regulation of DNA-templated transcription elongation; regulation of transcription by RNA polymerase II; transcription elongation-coupled chromatin remodeling.